AUGACACAGAUUAUCCAUAACGCCACCAUCCCCAAUAUCCCCGUGGACCAGCUCUACGACGGCAAGAUCACCGACUUCAUUCGAAGCGGAGGCCACUCCAACGAAACCAAGCCUUCGGUGAUCGAUGCCAAAACAGGCCAGACUCUUUCCCAGGCGGAAAUGUGGCAGCUGUCGGACAAGUACGCGGCACUUCUAAGCUCGCAGUACGGUCUAUGCAGACACAGAGACAACGAGCUGGACCCAUCCAUGGGAGAUGUGCUCAUCACCUUUUUUGGAAACGUGAUCCUCGCCCCUGUGGUCCAUUGGGCUGCUCUCGACCUCGGAGCAACCAUUUCUCCCGGAUCCACAGGCUACUCGGCCCAGGAUCUCGCUCACCAGUUCAGAGUCACCACUCCCAAGGUCGUUGUGUAUGCCAAGGCGUUCAAGGAUGUGGUGGACGAGGCUACGAAGCUGUACAACUCGCCCAACCCCCCCGCACUUGUUGAGCUCGAGGCGCUGGACAAACAGGCCCGAAUGGUUGGAAACCACAAGGUCGAACACACCCGAAAGAUCAAGCUGGCCCCCCACGAGUCGCGAACUCGAAUCGCGUACCUUGGCAUGUCUUCAGGUACCUCCGGAGGAGUUUCAAAGGCUGUCAGGCUCACCCAUUCCAAUCUCACGUCGUGUUCUGAAAUCUCUAACAAAGCCUCCGAGUCCCUCGCAACUGACCAGCAGAUCGCUGCCGCCAUUAUCCCCGUGUCUCAUCUGUUUGGACUGUCGAAAUUCCUCAUUGGCAACCCCCACGCCGGAGCCACCACUGUCUAUCACAAUGGGUUCGAUCUGAUCGAGGUGCUGGAGGCACAGAAGAAGUAUAAAGUCAACUCGUGGACCCUGGUACCCCCCAUCAUUGUACUGCUCACCAAACACCCCAUUGUCGAGAAGUACAUUCCUUCUCUCAGGGCCCACAUGCGAGCCAUCCUCUCGGGAGCUGCUCCUCUGGGUGCCAAUGUCACAGAGGCUCUUUUGACCAGAGUCACUGGCAACAAGUUUGGCGAGUCCCCCGAGGGCGGUCUGCGAAUCGUCCAGGGCUACGGACUUACAGAGACGUCUCCCGUAGCCACUCUGUUUGACCCCGAAGACAAGGAACGACACAUUAGGUCGUGUGGAAAGCUCGUGCCCAACUCGCAGGUUCGAAUUGUGAACGAAGACGGCGUUGAUCAGCCCGCCUACGAUGUGGACCCCAACGAGCUGGACGAGGCCAUCAAACAGGGCACUCUGCCAGUCGGAGAGCUUUGGAUCAGAGGUCCCCAGGUUAUGGACGGCUACCAUAACAACCCCGAGGCCAACGAAGCCUGUUUCGUCAAGGCUGACGAUGCUGAAGCAGAUACUGCCUACUAUAACAGACACUGGUUCCGAACCGGAGACGUUGCUCUGGUCGACAAGCAGGGCAGAUACAUGAUUGUGGACCGAACCAAGGAGAUGAUCAAGAGUCAGGGUAAGCAGGUUGCUCCUGCCGAGCUCGAAGACAUGCUCCUGGGACACGCACAGGUGGCAGAUACCGCAGUCAUUGGUAUUCAGGACGUGGAGAAGGGUAACGAGGCUCCCCGAGCUUUUGUUGUGCUCAAGGACCCGAAGUACGACGCUGUGGAGAUUAAAACAUGGCUGGACAAGCAGCUUCCCAAGUACAAGCAGCUUCAUGCUGGCAUCGUGGUGAUUGAUGCCAUUCCCAAGAACGCCAGUGGCAAGAUUCUGCGACGAUUGUUGCGUGCUAGAAAGGACGAUGUUGUUCUGGGUCUCAACAAGGCCAAGCUGUAA
Molecule: messenger RNA, 1794 nt
Organism: Yarrowia lipolytica CLIB122
Lineage: Eukaryota; Fungi; Ascomycota; Dipodascomycetes; Dipodascales
Biological process (GO): secondary metabolic process
Molecular function (GO): CoA-ligase activity
Source: RefSeq, a predicted model, not a curated record